This is a messenger RNA of Kluyveromyces lactis, 537 nucleotides long. RefSeq names its product Gmc2p (gene GMC2). The transcript has a single exon. The coding region runs from base 1 to 537 and encodes 178 amino acids. NCBI's taxonomy places the organism in Eukaryota, Fungi, Ascomycota, Saccharomycetes, Saccharomycetales, Saccharomycetaceae. The record is from RefSeq and is a predicted model, not a curated record.
AUGCCUAACAACUUAUCAUCCCUUUCAGACACUGCUAACUAUAUCGACAAAGCUUCAAAUGUUGAUCCAAAAACAGCAUCCCCUUGUUCCACGAAUGCUCUCCCUUUAGACCUUCACAAAUUAGCCGCCGAAUGGCAGAGUGAUAAGAAGAAAGAGGAGGUUCAAAGGCAAGUGUUGCAGAAUGAAUUCUUGAAAAGUGUUAAGGAAAUCAGUAAGAGUCUGGUGAAGAAUCAAAAUGAUAAGAGUCCUAUAUCACAAUUAAAUUGGGAUCAGAUGUACGACGUUUCUGCAGAAUUAAUGGAUCAAUACAGUAAGGAGAUGGAACAGAUCUUAGCUGAACUUGAUGAGGUAUAUAAGAAGCAUUUCAUGUGGCAAGAGGCGGCAUUUACUAUUGAUUCACAUAGAGGUGCCACGAGAAUAGCCAAUGCUGAAAUGUGGAUGAAAUCUAAAGAAGCAUACUUACAAUACACAAGAAAAGAACUCGAUACUUCGGCAAAAGUCAUUAAAACCACCAUAGAAGAUCUUUCCAAGAGAUGA